Didymella exigua CBS 183.55 is the source of this 5756-nucleotide messenger RNA. RefSeq lists its product as uncharacterized. The transcript is spliced from 3 exons. The record is from RefSeq and is a predicted model, not a curated record. The coding region runs from base 388 to 5463 and encodes 1691 amino acids. Gene Ontology annotation, molecular function: DNA binding; ATP-dependent chromatin remodeler activity; ATP hydrolysis activity. Gene Ontology annotation, biological process: DNA-templated transcription; DNA repair; chromatin remodeling. Gene Ontology annotation, cellular component: nucleus; Ino80 complex. Lineage: Eukaryota; Fungi; Ascomycota; Dothideomycetes; Pleosporales; Didymellaceae.
GGGUUCAGGCUGGUCGACGCAGAAGCGCACGCUAGAGCUGGCUGGCAGAGGCUCCGUGUGAUGGCGAGAGCUUUCCACACCAGCCCUCGACGUCCCUCCGCGCUCGCCGUGCUUGCCCACGCUCCCGUUGCCGUUCCCAGCGUGCGUUGCCGUCUGCAUCACCGCCCACGGAGCUUGCGCGCAGACGACACAGCACGCCCAGCAGACGUCGGAACACGGCGCCGCACCAGAUCCGCCGACGACUGCGCGCACCGCCAGGCCCAGCAUCUCAUCUGCAGCGCUGCGGGCCCCCGCCGAUGGUCGAGCGCCUGUCCGCACGCUGAGGCUUCGCUGAGGCUUCGCUGUUGAUGUUGCGCGCCCAUGGACGGCCACUUGCGCGAAAGAACAAUGGCAGGGCCCCAAGAAGGGGAGACAGCCUGCCGCUCGCCGACGCAAACACCAGCUGCUUUUAGCACAGGAGGACCGCCGCACCCACACCAGUCGCCCAGCGCCGUCCCCUUGCCGCACCAGCAACACACCCACCCGUCCCAGCACGCCCAGCACGCCCAGCACACCCAGCACACCCAGCACACUCAGCACACCCAGCACACCCAACACACCCAGCACACCCAACACAACCAACACACCCAUCACCCCCAUCACCCCCAUCACGCCUAUCACGCCCUCCACCGCUCGCCCGCCGCGCCGGUGCCCACCGAGCUGCCGUCCAUCAGCACCGCUCUCUACGCGGCCGGCACGCGCGACCGCAACGCAUACUACGACCCGACGCAGGACAAUGGGCCUGUAGCACGCGACGCCGCGCCGCCCCCGAGCCACUUCUCCCCGCCGACUCGAGACCCCCGAGACCCCCGAGACCCCCGAGACCCGCACGCCUACCCCGAGGCGCGUCCGGCACACAGCCCCUACGAGCGCCCGCAGCACUCGCCCGUCGCCCCGUACGCGCACCCGUCGCCCGCCAUGGACGCCGUCUCGCACUCGCACUCGCCCGUCUCGCCCUCGGUCUACCAGGCCAGGGCCCGCGGCCCUGCCCACCCGCCGCCGCAGCCCUACGCGAGCCGGGCGUCCAUCAAGGAGGAGGCGAGUGGAGCCCGCGUCGCUGACCUGGCACAGGCCCCGCCGCCGCCGCCGCCGCUGCCGCUGUCGCUGCCGACGCGCGCAGACCCCAUGUCGCUCUCCAGCAUCAUGUCCCCUGGCGCAGACAACGGGCCCGCCAAGCCCCCGCAGCCCGCGCCUGCCUACAGCUCCAAGGCACCGCUCUUGGUCAAGCAGGAGCGCCAACCGUCGCCGGCACCGCCUGACGUGCCCCACGCAAACGGCUACCGAGCAUACGAGGCCAUGCCGCCGCAGCCACGCGCGGCCCGCGAGCUCCCUCUGCCAGACGAGGCCGACGUGCAGGCCGAGCUUGCGGGCAUCGAGACCAAGCAGAUGAGCGAGCUCGACCCCGCUGGUGCGCCGCACGAGCGCGACGCGUACGCGCAGAACAGCAAGAAGCGGGCCCUGGAACUUGCAGCCGCAGAAGACGGCAAGCGCAAGCGUCGACGAGACGCGCACCUGCAAAAGUACGUCGACACCAUGAUUGCACAUCGCGACUAUGCCAAGCAGUCGUACAACCAGGAGCACGAGAGCGAGGCAUGGCAGCAAGUGCAGAGCCAGGAGAUUGCCGAAGAAAAGGAGCGCAAGAAAGACAUGCAGCGGAAGAGGCGGCGCGAGAAGACGCUCCAGAACGAGGAGGCCAAGCGCGCCGAAGCACUGGCCAAAGCCGGCCAGGCCGACAACGAGGAGGAGAAGGAGAGGCAUCUCAUGGCUGCGCAAAAGGCCGAGCGCAAGGCCAAGAACACAUCGCAGCUGCUGCAGGGCAACGCGCCGGCCAAGGACAUGCGCGACGUCACGCCCAACGGUCCCAACAUGGAGGGCGGCACGAUGAGCUCUUUCCAGACGUCUGACGAAGCCGGCGGGAAACGCAAAGGCGGUCGCAGCACAGGACGACUCAAGAAGAGCAAGGAGCAGAAGCAGGCCGAAAAGGACGCUGCUGCCGCUGGACAAGCUGCCAUUGACCGCGGCGACGACCUUCCUGCCAUUACACCGCGCGAGCAGGAGCGCCUCGGUCUGCUCGGGAGCCGCAGCCAGACUGAGGACCUCGGGCCCGUGGUGCUCACAUCCUAUGAUUCACAGGUAUACCGCAACAUCUACAACCAGAUCGUCAAGGACAUUGCUCGCAAAGACGUUCCCAAGGUCGUGCGCAUCAAGGAGAACUCGCUGUCUACCAAGCAAUCGAACCUUCGCAAGACGGCCCAGCUGGCGUCGAAAGAGGCCCGCAGGUGGCAGAUGCGCACAAACAAGAACACCAAAGACAUGCAGGCGCGAGCCAAGCGCGGUAUGCGAGAGAUGCUGGCGUACUGGAAGAGGAACGAGCGCGACGAGCGCGAAUCACGAAAGAACGCCGAGCGACAGGAGCUCGAGAGCGCAAAGAAGGCAGAGGCCGACCGCGAGGCCAAUCGGCAGAAGCGGAAGCUCAACUUCCUCAUCUCGCAGACGGAGCUCUACUCCCACUUCAUCGGCAAGAAGGCCAGGACGGCAGAGAUUGAGAGGUCGACCGACGACGCCGAGACUGCGGCGAGCGCACCCGCCGAGGAGCACGCAGGCAUCGACACCUCCAAGUUUGCCACGGCCGGAGGCGGCGCAAAGGUUACGAAUUUCGAGGAUCUCGACUUCGACAACGACGACGAGAGCGCCCUCCACGCUGCUGCCAUGGCCAAUGCUCAAAAUGCCAUCCAGGAGGCGCAGGACAAGGCCCGGGCCUUCAACAAGCCCGCGGACGGCGAAGAAGACGGCGAGCUGAACUUUCAGAAUCCCUCUGGUCUGCAGAACAGAGAAGACUGGAUACCCCAACCGGGCUUGCUCAAUUGCACGCUCAAGGAGUACCAGCUCAAGGGUCUUAACUGGCUGGUCAACCUGUACGAGCAGGGUAUCAACGGUAUCUUGGCCGACGAGAUGGGUCUUGGCAAGACGGUCCAGUCCAUCUCCGUCAUGGCGUACCUGGCUGAGCGCUACAACAUUUGGGGUCCUUUUCUUGUCAUUGCACCGGCUUCCACGCUGCACAACUGGCAACAGGAAAUCACGCGCUUUGUUCCAGAUCUCAAUGUCUUGCCAUACUGGGGUACAGCAAAGGACCGAAAGGUUCUGCGCAAGUUCUGGGACCGCAAGCACGUCACAUACGACCGAGACUCGCCAUUCCACGUUGUCGUCACCUCUUACCAGCUCGUCGUUCAGGACGCACAGUACUUCCAGAAGAUGCGCUGGCAGUACAUGAUCCUCGACGAAGCCCAGGCCAUCAAGUCCUCUCAGAGCUCGAGAUGGAAGAGCUUGCUUGCUUUCCACUCGCGAAAUCGUCUUCUGCUGACGGGCACACCGAUCCAGAACAACAUGCAGGAACUCUGGGCUUUGCUCCAUUUCAUCAUGCCGACCUUGUUCGACUCUCACGACGAGUUCAGCGAUUGGUUCUCCAAGGAUAUCGAAAGCCACGCACAGAGCAACACCAAGCUGAACGAGGAUCAGCUGAGACGUCUGCACAUGAUCCUCAAGCCCUUCAUGUUGAGGCGUGUCAAGAAGCACGUCCAGAAGGAAUUGGGAGACAAGAUCGAGCUGGAUGUCUUCUGCGACCUUACCUACCGACAGCGCGCUUACUACACCAACCUGCGAAACAAGAUCAGCAUCAUGGAUCUUAUCGAAAAGGCAGUGGGAGACGACCAGGACAGUGCGACGCUGAUGAACCUUGUCAUGCAGUUCAGAAAGGUCUGCAACCAUCCUGACCUGUUUGAGCGCGCCGAUACAUGGUCACCGUUCUUCUUCGGCACUUUUGCCGAGACUGGGUCCUUUUUACGCGAGGGCCGGACCGUGCGAGUAGCAUACUCGACGCGCAGUGCCAUCGAGUACACAUUGCCGCGGCUCGUGUGCCGCAACGGUGGAAGGCUCGACAUGGCUGGUUCGGAGAACCCCAAGGCUGGCUUCAACGCACACUGGCUGUACCACCGGCUCAACAUCUGGAGUCCAGACAACUUGGAGCAGUCGGCCCGAGAAGCUGGCGCCCAUUCGUGGCUUCGAUUCGCGGACCUGUCAGUCACUGAAGCCUCCAAGAUUGCCAAGAGCGACCUGUUCCAGCGGUCUCUCCAGCUUGGCGAGAAGCCAAACAAGGCUGCUCGUUUCAACAUGCUCUACGACGAUGAGAACGGUAGUUACACGCCAAAGCACUCGAUGCUGAACAUUGUCCGUCGACAGGACCGGACACCUCUGGCUGAGCUGAGUACCGAGGGCUACAUGCACAACCUGCUCAAUGUCACCCAACCUGCCUUUGAGGAGACGGGACUCCACAUUGUCGAGCGAUGUUCGAAGCCAGCCGCUGCGGCACCGCCAGUCGAGCUGUACUGCGCUAGCCAGGCCGUCAUUGCAGAGAAGCAGAACACCUUGUUCAACCCCUCGAUACGCUCCGCCUUGUUCGGCAUCUCGAGCACCGCUGAGCAGGCCGUGCUGGAGACCAAGGCGGAUGUCACAGCUUUGACGGUGCGCGACAGGUUGCCGCCUCCGACCAACGAAAGGACGAGGUUCACGCAUAUCGAGGCUCCUUCCAUGUCGCGCUUCGUCACCGACUCUGGAAAGCUCGCUCGUUUGGACGCUUUGCUGAAGGAGCUAAAGGCCAACGACCAUCGUGUGCUCCUCUACUUCCAGAUGACGAGGAUGAUUGACCUGAUGGAGGAGUACCUCACCUACCGCAACUACAAGUUCGUCCGCCUCGACGGAUCAACCAAGCUCGAGGACCGUCGAGACACUGUCGCCGAUUUCCAGAGCGACCCAUCCAUCUUUGUCUUCCUGUUGUCCACGCGUGCUGGUGGCCUCGGUAUCAACUUGACUUCGGCCGACACGGUCAUUUUCUACGACUCCGACUGGAACCCUACCAUCGACUCGCAAGCCAUGGAUCGUGCCCAUCGUCUCGGUCAGACCAGACAGGUCACCGUCUACCGUCUCAUCACUCGUGGUACCAUUGAAGAGCGCAUCCGCAAGCGUGCGCUGCAAAAGGAAGAAGUGCAGCGCGUCGUCAUCUCCGGAGGCGCUGGCGGCGCAGUCGACUUCAACACCCGCUCCCGGGAGAACCGCACCAAGGACAUGGCCAUGUGGCUCGUGGACGACGAACAAGCAGCCGAGAUUGAGAAGAAGGAGGCUGAACUUGCUGAGCAAGAGAAGAAUGCACCGCCAGGCAAGAAGCGCAAGAACAAGAAGCGCGUCGAGGCCAACUUGGACGAUAUGUACCACGAGGGUGAAGGCCACUUCGACCAGAGCGAGAAGCCCAGCGGGGCCGCAACACCAGUCCCCGGCACCGAGGACCCCGUUGGCGGCAAGAAGAAGAAGGGCCUCAGCAAGAAGGCGAAGACGGCCAAGCAGCGUCUCGCCGUCGCUGAUGGAGAGGUCUAGUCGCCAACGGCCUCCGCCUUGUACCACCACCAGAUUUUUUUUUCUCUCUCCCCAUCUCUUGCGACGGGGCUCUACGCGAUACAUUGGAACUUUCGCUUUGUUGGACGGGGUUGGUGCAUGUGUACACUACAUCGUCGAUGUGUGCCGGAGUCAGAGCCGGAGUUUGUUUGCCGGGACGGUGCGAGCGACAGUGGGUACAGCUCGGCACCUAGUGCAUGCUUGUUAGACGAGCACGAUUGAUUUAGACAACAUGUUUGCAUCCUCCCUCACCGCUCCUCGCCCAGUGAAGCCUC